Molecule: messenger RNA, 3951 nt
Organism: Armigeres subalbatus
Lineage: Eukaryota; Metazoa; Arthropoda; Insecta; Diptera; Culicidae
Product: transient receptor potential channel pyrexia-like
Exons: 2
Coding region: 899-3805 (968 amino acids)
Biological process (GO): monoatomic ion transport; transmembrane transport
Cellular component (GO): membrane
Molecular function (GO): monoatomic ion channel activity; protein binding
Source: RefSeq, a predicted model, not a curated record
UGGCGAGUUCGAUUCUCGGUCCGGUCUAGGAUGUUUUCUGGUUGGAAACUUUCUCGACACCCUGGGCAUAGUGUGUUCUUGUACUUGCCACACAAGAUACAUAUUCAUGCAAUGGCGGGCAUAGAAAAGCUUUCAAUUAAUAACUGAGGAAAUGCUAAUAGAAUACUAAGUUGAAAAUAAGGCCAAGUUCCAGUCGGAAUGUAGAGCCAUUUAAGAAGAAGAAGAUACGUCGCGAUGAACAUGACAAACAUUUGUCAUUUGACAAACACUGGCAUUCACAUAUGCAUCAUGUGCCUUAAUCGAAGGUAAAUUGAAUGCCCAGGAAAGUCGAAAAAAAAAAUCGAAGGCCGUACAAGGAAACUUCAGCAUUGCUCAGAUACUUCGCAUUUAUUUUCUGUGGAAGUGGUUGAGGAACACUGAACAACGCACAAGUUUUUAAAUAGAAGAACAAGACAAUGUCAUUAUUUCAAGAUUAAAAUGUCUAAAAAGUUUUCUGUAACUUGUCACGCCCUGAAAGAAACAAUGAAUUGUUAUUCAAUUCGUAAAGAUAAAUAGAUGCGAAGAUGUUCAAAAUCGAUUACACCUUUUCAAGUGAACUAUCAGAGUAUGCGUCAUGAUCCUUAUCCUGUUCCACCAUCACCGCAGUGUAUGCGAUCGCUGUUCUUAUCAGCUUUUAUCAUUGAAAUUAGCCCCAUUGCAUUUAUAUCGCGAUCUUCCUCUCGUGUGUGCUGAAAGUCACUACAAAUUCAUCUUUUAUCAUCCGUCCUGCGUGUCUGGUGUGGGUAUGUGCUCUCGCUGAAAAGUAAUUUAAACUAAUAAAUUGAAUCUAACUGCGCCCAAGAUGCUCAGUAGAGAUGUGAUCUUCGUGCUGUAAAGUGUGACAGUUUUGAUUAGGAGGAUGGAGAAUUUUGGCUAUAAGGAAGGAUCGGCCAAACCCAAACGCAGGGUUGGGAGCAGAUCAACCAAGAUAAAAACACAACAGAUUCCGAUAGCGAUGAAACCGAGAUUUUCGUUAACUCCUGACGUCACAGUUCAUUGGAGAACUGAUCCGGAGGCGGUGCUUGCGGAAGAUUUUGAAUACAUGAAGAUCGGUCCAUCGCCACCUGCUGAGAAUGCGCCGAAUAUGUUUGAUAACUAUGAAGAAUCGAACGCCGAGUUUGGGUUUGAAGUAUCGAGUGAAACUAUUCGAACCUCGUUGAUGGAGCAAAUGCGACUUUCAUCGGGUAGAUUGAAGCUGUUGGAUAAUAUUGAGCAGGGUAACAUUAUCGCUGUUAACACAAAAGAAAUGUUUGAAGGAGCUACGAAGGCGGAGAAAAACAUAAGCUUUGUGUUUGCGGCAUUCCUCAAACGAUGGGAUUUAUUAGAGAGCUUGCUUGAAUGUGGUGCUGAGUUGAUAUUCUCCGACAGUAAUGGGUUUAGUGCGUUGCAUCUAAGCUCCUUCAGCGGCUGUCUGAAUUGCACGAGUUUUUUGGUUUCGAAAGGCAUUGAGGUUAAUAUGCAGCCUAAAGGAUUUACACCAUUGCAUUGCGCAGCUUUUGGGAAUUCGGUAGAAGUAGCGCGAUAUCUGAUUACUAAAGGAGGAAAGUUGACCAUCAAUACAAAGAAGCAAAAUUGUGAGGAAUCGUUGUUACAUUGUGCGGUGCGUUCGAACUCUAUUGAUUGCGUGAAAUUGUUCAUUUCGGAAGGAAUGAACGUUAAUUCGCUGAAGCCGAGUGGUAUGAACGCUAUUCAUCUAGCUGCAGAUUUGGGGUAUGUUGAUUGCUUGAAGGCUUUACUGGAUUUUCCAACGGCUGAUCCAAACAUAAGGAUUGGAAUACGCGAAAAGGAGUCAACAGCGUUACAUUUGGCCGCUGAUGAAGGAAAUGUUGAGUGCGUGAACUUGUUAUUGGCAAAAGGAGCCAACGCAAAGUUGAAAAAUCACCGCGGAUUUACGCCCUUGCAUCUUGCCGCUAGAACGUCUAGCUUGGAAUGUGUUGAACUGCUCUUGAGGAUAGGAAGCGCCGAUCCGAAUGCAGAAGAUUUUGAUCAGCGUACACCACUGCAUGCGGCGAUUGGAAAAUCGGAUAUGGCUUUCGACAUAAUCGAGACUCUGAUCUGCUGGGGUGCUGAUGUGAAUAGCAAGGAUGUUUUUGGAUUUACCCCCUUGCAUCUGGCGGCACUGGACGGACUUGCGCAUUGCGUUGAAAUAUUGAUCUAUCACGACGCGGAUGUUACAACAAAGUCAAAAAAGGGAACAACUGCAUUGAAUGUUAUAACAAGGAAAACACCUGCUUCAUUAGCGAUGAUAAGUAGAAAAUUCGAUGAUGCUAUGACAUUGAUUCACUCUCAGGAUCCUUCUGACAAAGAAGUAGUACUGGAGCUGGAUUUUCGUAGUAUUCUGCAACAUUGCUAUCCGCGGGAGAUCAGUUAUUUGAAUACACUAGUAGAUGAAGGUCAGAAGGAAAUCCUGCAGCAUCCUUUAUGUUCGGCUUUCUUGUACAUCAAAUGGGGAAAAAUUCGAAAGUAUUACAUUGCUAGAUUGCUGUUUUGUUUCAUUUUCAUCCUGUUUCUUACGCUGUAUGUGUUAACUGCUUUGGCUCAUAACUGCUAUAAUGGCAGUAAGGAUAUGGAAGAGACAAUUCAAGAGCAGGAACUUUGCCAGAAGCAGUCCAUUUUGGGGAACAUGUUACGAAACAAUCCAUUUGUAAUGGAGAUGCAAUGGAUGGUGCUAGUGGCAAUAACAUUUGUGGAAAUUUGUCGAAAGCUGUAUGGAAUGACAGGAUACUCAUCGAUCCGUCGAUACAUCACGCAAAUGGAGAAUGUCACGGAAUGGUUUAUUAUAGUUAGUGUUUUCGUUAUUUCCUACAUUUAUACAAAACGAACGUAUACUUGGCAAAACCACAUCGGGGCUUUUGCAGUUCUGCUGGGGUGGACACAUCUGAUGGUAAUGAUAGGGCAGUUGCCUGUAUUUGGCGCAUACGUAGCUAUGUAUACCAAAGUCCAAGUUGAGUUUGCAAAACUUUUCAUAGCAUACUCGUGCAUGUUGGUUGGUUUCACCAUAAGCUUUUGUGUGAUUUUCCCAUCGUCAUCGUCAUUUGAAAACCCAUUCAUGGGCUUCAUUACAGUGCUAGUGAUGAUGAUUGGCGAAUUAGAUCUCGAACUGUUGAUCAACGACCCCGAUGGGAAAGAUCCUCCUUUCAUGUUGGAAUUAAGCGCUCAAGUCACGUUCGUUUUAUUUCUUCUGUUCGUUACGGUGAUCCUUAUGAAUCUCUUAGUUGGCAUAGCUGUUGAUGAUAUUCAAGCUCUGAAGAAAACAGCCACCCUUUCCAAACUAGUUGGUCAAACAAAACUAAUCUCCUACAUCGAAUCGGCACUUUUUAACGGUUGGCUUCCAAAUUGGCUUCGGAGUUUGCUGCACUAUACCGCCUUGGUUUCGCCUCAAGCAUACCGCGUGAUUCUGAGUAUAAAACCACUGAACCCUGAAGAAAAACGUUUGCCGAGAACUAUAAUGAUGGCAGCGUACGAGGCAGUAAAGUCGAAAAAACAGACAGGUGCCGCCCCCAUUAGCAAUCCCGCCGCCUACAAGUAUCGCUUCCAGAAUGGGAACGUCGUAUCCAGUCAGCAGGUCAAUUGUAACCAGCCACUGGAACGUAUCAUUGAGUCGGAUUAUGGAUUUGAAACCGCUAGUUUAUGUACGCUGAACACAAAGAUUGAUGAAAGUUCUGAAAAGUUGGAUGAACUUUCCAAAGAACUUUCCGAGUUGAAAACUGUUUUGAAAUACAAUCAAUGUUUGGUCGAUAAGAUUUCAAAAAUACUUCUAAAGUAAUGUUUAUGUAAACGAAACGAUGAAAAAAGAUACACUUCAACUUGCCUGACGAUUGAAUAAGUUUAAUGUUCAUAUCUAGAAUAAGUGAAAUUUUGUAUAUAUGCCUGGAGGACAAUAAGCUAAAUAAAGUAUAAAUUAAAAAAAAA